Halichondria panicea is the source of this 1099-nucleotide messenger RNA. Its product is annotated as retinol dehydrogenase 11-like. The record is from RefSeq and is a predicted model, not a curated record. Lineage: Eukaryota; Metazoa; Porifera; Demospongiae; Suberitida; Halichondriidae. The coding region runs from base 1 to 990 and encodes 329 amino acids. The transcript has 2 exons.
AUGGGGCUCACUUCAUCUCUUCUUUCGUUCUUCUCCAACCCUUUCUACCUGUUUGGAGCCUUGAUCUCAGUCCGUGUGGCCUACUACUUCGUGCGUGUGUUCUUUGUCAAUGGCCCCCGGUGUCGAAGCACUGAUCGUUUGGACGGCAAGAAUGUCAUCAUCACAGGGGGUAACACUGGUAUCGGCAAAGAGACUGCCAUGGGACUAGCUGUGCGGGGGGCUAGGAUCUACAUUGCUUGUCGAGACAUGAAAAAAGGGCAGCUGGCUUUGAACGAGAUUCGUGAAAAGAGUGGCAAUGAGAACAUCUUUCUAAUGAAACUGGAUCUAGCUUCGUGCGAGUCCAUUCGCGAGUUUGUCAAGGAAUAUGAAAAGAAAGAAGACCAGAUUCACGUGUUACUCCUAAACGCUGGCGUUAUGAUAACACCAUACCAAAAAACUGUGGAAGGAUUUGAAUUCCAAUUUGGUAUCAAUCAUCUCGGCCAUUUCUAUCUCACCCAUCUGUGUCUGGAUUUGCUGAAAAGCUCUGCUCCCAGUCGAGUGUUGGUGGUGGCGUCUCUCGCUUACCUUCCCGGAUCUCUGGACUUCAGUGACAUGCAGUGGUCCAAAAGCUACAAUUCUUACCUGUCGUACUGCAGGAGUAAGCUGGCUAACGUCUUGUUCGCUCGAGAGUUGGGCAAACGGGUGGGAGAGGAUGGAGUAACUGUGGUUAGUCUGCACCCGGGUACAGUGUACACUGAGAUCACUCGGGACCUGCUCACUGGAUGGUUCAGCAUUCUAAAACCCGCUGCCCACCUUGCAAUGUAUCUGUUCUCAAAGACUCCAGAACAAGGAGCGCAGACAUCCAUCUACUGUGCCACGGCUCCAGAGGUCGAAGGUCAGCAGGGAACAUUCUGGGACAGCUGUGCGAUGAAAAAGUUAACAAAGAAAGGUGUGAACGAUGAAGAGUCAAAGAGACUCUGGGACUACAGUGUAGAACAGCUAGGACUAUAAUAGUUUGAGAGCUUGGACUCUCUGUGUUAUUUGUUAGUAUAAUUAUAUUUUAAUUAAUUUUACGACUUUCAUUGUUAAAUUAGUAAUUAAUCAUCAACUUGAUAUCUGG